AUUCGAGCACAGUUCGGAAUAGUCGUGUCAUUUUUGUUAUUUUAUGAGUAACAUUAUCGGAGAUGCAUAUAAUAUUAUUAUAUCUAUGGAUAGCAGCCGUGAUAGCGGCGAUAUAUCUAUACUGCCGCCAAGCUUACUCAAGGUUCAGCAAAUAUGGAGUCAAAAAUCCGAAACCGUUACCUAUUCUGGGGAACAUGAGUCCCAUCAUAUUCAGAACUAAAAGCUUCGUUGAUGUGGUUAAUGACCUGUAUAACAAAUUCCCUGAAGAAAGGUUUGUGGGCAACUUUGAGUUCGUAAAGCCGGUGUUACUAAUUAGAGAUAUCGAACUGAUCAAGAAGGUUACUGUUAAGGACUUCGAAUACUUCCUUGAUCACCGCUCAUUCGUCAGCGAAGACGUCGACCCUUUCUUUGGAAGAAACUUGUUCUCUCUAAAAGGUCAAGAAUGGAAGGACAUGCGUUCAACAUUAAGCCCAGCGUUCACAAGCUCGAAGAUGAAGCACAUGCUCCCAUUCAUUGUCGAGGUGGGCAACCAGAUGGUCAUCUCGCUGGACCAGCAGUUGAAGGAAUCGAAAAAGGGUUACAUUGAUAUCGAAACUAAGGACCUGGCAACUUACUACGCUAAUGACGUCAUAGCGUCCUGUGCCUUCGGUUUGAAAGUGGACUCCCACCUUGAGCCCAACAACCAGUUCUACAAAAUGGGAUACAAGGCUUCUAACUUUAGCUUUGUGGCGAUUCUAAAGUUCUUUGGAUAUGCCUCCUUUCCUUGGAUUAUGAAGCUACUGAAGAUGAAUCUCUUCUCAGCUGAUGUGACGAACUUCUUCCAACACUUGGUCCUAAGCACGAUGAAGGACCGUGAAGUGCACAACAUUCUCCGACCGGACAUGAUACAUCUGCUUAUGGAAGCCAAGAAAGGUGAGCUUGUCCAUGAAGAAAAUUCUGGUAAUGAUGCUGGUGCAGGAUUUGCCACAGUAGAAGAGUCUAAUGUCGGCAAAAAAACUACUAAUAGAGCUUGGUCAGACAUAGACCUAAUCGCACAAGCAGUACUUUUCUUCAUCGCCGGUUUCGAAACCGUUUCAACAGCCAUGACUUUCCUCCUUUACGAGCUGGCUCUCAAUCCUGACGUGCAAGAAAGGUUGGCAGAGGAAGUAAAAGAGCAUGAAAAGAAAAGUGGCGGGAAGUUUGAUUACAACUCCAUUCAGAACAUGGUUUAUAUGGAUAUGGUGGUUUCAGAAUCUUUGCGAUUAUGGCCUCCAGCUGUUGCGUCAGAUCGUAUUUGCACGAAGGACUACAAUUUGGGCAGACCCAACGACAAAGCUACUCAAGAUUUUAUUUUGAAAAAAGGUGAAGGACUCAACAUACCAGUAGCGGCGAUUCAUCGCGACCCGAAAUACUUCCAAAAUCCUAAUAAGUUCGACCCUGAGCGCUUCUCUGAGGAGAACAAACAUAUGAUCCAGCCUUUCACUUAUUUGCCUUUUGGUCUUGGACCAAGAAAUUGUAUUGGGUCCCGAUUCGCGCUGUGUGAAGUGAAGGUGAUGGUAUACCAGCUCGUCCAGCGCUACGAGCUGAUGCCGUGCGAGAGGACCACCAUACCCUGCGAACUGGCCAAGGACAACUUCAACUUGAGGAUCAAGGGAGGGCAUUGGCUAAGGCUCAAACCGAGAGCUUUCCUCCUUCGAACAUUGUUAGGAGUGGUCGUGCUCGAUAUUGUUUUUUUGUUACAAUUUGGCACGCACAUAAUGUUAGUCUACAUAUGGAUAGCAGCUGCGAUAGCGGCGAUAUACCUGUAUUGUCGCCAAAUUUACUCAAGAUUCAGCAAAUAUGGAGUCAAGAAUAUGAAACCUGUACCCCUGUUUGGGAACAGUAGUCCUAUGAUACUCAAAACUAAAUGUUUCUGUGAAAUCCUUGAUGACCUGUAUAACAAGUUUCCUGAAGAAAGGUUCGUGGGCUUUUUUGAAUUCCUAAGGCCUAUGACAGUGAUUAGAGAUAUCGAGCUCAUCAAGAAGAUUACGGUUAAGGACUUUGAAUACUUCCUCGAUCAUCGUUCGUUUGUUAGUGAAGAAGCCGAUCCUAUCUUUGGAAGGAACUUGAUAUCUCUAAGAGGUCAAGAAUGGAAGGACAUGCGUUCCGCCUUAAGCCCAGCGUUCACGAGCUCAAAGAUGAAGCAGAUGCUCCCAUUCAUGGUCGAGGUGAGCAACCAGAUGGUUGUCUCUUUGGACCGGCAAUUGAAGGAAUCGAAAAAGGGGUACGUGGACAUCGAAACUAAAGAGAUAUCAACCUACUACGCAAACGAUGUCAUAGCAUCUUGUGCAUUUGGCCUAAAAGUGGACUCCCUCUUAGAUCCGUCCAAUGAGUUCUACAAGAUGGGAUAUAAGACUUCUACUUUUGGCUUCGCGGCGAUUCUAAAGGUCUUUGGACAUUCAAACUUUCCGUGGCUCAUGAAGGUAAUGAUGAUGAAUCUCUUCCCGUCUGAUGCGACAAACUUCUUCCGUCACUUGGUCCUAAGCACGAUGAAGGACCGUGAAGUGCACAAUAUUUUUCGACCGGACAUGUUACAUCUGCUUAUGGAAGCCAAGAAAGGUCAGCUUGUUAAUGAAGAUAACUCUGUUAAUGACGCUGAUGCUGGAUUUGCUACAGUAGAAGAAUCUAAUAUUGGAAAGAAGAAUAUUAAGAAAGAAUGGACUGACUUAGACCUAGUCGCACAAGCAGUCCUUUUCUUCAUCGCCGGUUUUGAAACGGUCUCCACAGCCAUGUCUUUCCUACUUUAUGAGUUGGCUCUCAACCCUGAAGUCCAGGAGAAGCUGGCUCAGGAAGUUAAGGAGCACGAUAAGAGGAGUGGCGGCAAGUUAGACUACAAUUCCAUCCAAAACAUGAUUUAUAUGGAUAUGGUCGUCUCAGAAACAUUACGACUUUGGCCUCCUGCUUUUUUAUCAGAUCGAAUUUGCACAAAGGAUUACAAUUUGGGCAGACCCAACGACAAAGCUACUCAAGAUUUUAUUUUGAAAAAAGGUGAUGGCGUCAACGUACCAGUGGCGGCGAUCCAUCGCGACCCAAAAUACUUUCCAAACCCGUUGAAAUUUGACCCUGAGCGCUUCUCUGAAGAGACCAAGCAUACGAUACGGCCCUUCACUUACAUGCCUUUUGGUCUGGGCCCAAGAAACUGCAUUGGGUCCCGUUUCGCGUUGUGCGAAGUGAAGGUGAUGGUAUACCGCCUCGUCCAGCAUUACGUGCUGACGCCGUGCGAGAAAACUACCAUCCCCUGCGAACUGGCAAAGGACAGCUUCAAUUUGAAAAUCAAAGGCGGACAUUGGCUGAGGUUCAAGCCGCGGAUUUAAGCUCAUGUGUGAAUGUG
Messenger RNA from Cydia fagiglandana, 3349 nucleotides. RefSeq lists its product as uncharacterized. Gene Ontology annotation, molecular function: monooxygenase activity; heme binding; oxidoreductase activity, acting on paired donors, with incorporation or reduction of molecular oxygen. NCBI's taxonomy places the organism in Eukaryota, Metazoa, Arthropoda, Insecta, Lepidoptera, Tortricidae. The record is from RefSeq and is a predicted model, not a curated record. The transcript is spliced from 23 exons. Bases 63 to 3332 code for a protein of 1089 amino acids.